Messenger RNA from Saccharomyces eubayanus, 2514 nucleotides. RefSeq names its product dynamin-like GTPase SEY1 (gene SEY1). Gene Ontology annotation, biological process: endoplasmic reticulum membrane fusion. Gene Ontology annotation, molecular function: GTPase activity; GTP binding. Bases 1 to 2514 code for a protein of 837 amino acids. The record is from RefSeq and is a predicted model, not a curated record. The transcript has a single exon. NCBI's taxonomy places the organism in Eukaryota, Fungi, Ascomycota, Saccharomycetes, Saccharomycetales, Saccharomycetaceae. Gene Ontology annotation, cellular component: endoplasmic reticulum.
AUGCUUAUUUUAUUUUUUGACUUUCCUUUGACUUUUUUUCUCCAUUGUUACCUUAACGAAGAGGGACAAAACGAACAAACAAAAUACUAUUGCAAAAGGAGUGUUCAAUUGUUGUAUUAUUAUUGGUUUCAUCUCAAAAGAGCAAAUAUCAUUAACUGGCUUAAAAAUCAGCACUUCUCUAUGACAACCGAUAGAUCUGCUAUUCAAUUAAUUGAUGAAGAGAAAGCUUUUCAUCAGAGCGCAUUACAAUAUUUUCAACAAUGUAUUGGAAAUCGUGAUGUCGGUCUAGAUUAUCAUGUUAUCUCUGUGUUCGGCUCCCAGUCAAGUGGUAAAUCUACUCUGCUCAAUGUCCUUUUCAAUACCAAUUUCGAUACUAUGGAUGCGCAAGUGAAAAGACAACAAACUACCAAAGGUAUUUGGCUGGCUCAUACAGAAGAGGUUAAUACGACUAUUGAAGUUAGUAGCGAUCGUCCAGAUAUUUUCGUACUCGACGUAGAAGGUUCCGAUGGUUCAGAAAGAGGUGAAGAUCAGGAUUUCGAAAGGAAAGCCGCUUUAUUUGCCAUUGCAGUAUCUGAAGUUCUUAUAGUUAAUAUGUGGGAACAACAAAUCGGGCUGUAUCAAGGUAACAAUAUGGCGUUAUUGAAAACCGUUUUUGAAGUCAAUCUAUCUUUAUUUGGCAAGAAUGACAACAAUCACAAAGUACUACUACUCUUUGUCAUUAGAGAUCAUGUAGGAGUUACACCGCUUUCAAGUUUAAGCGAUUCAGUUACAAGGGAGCUGGAAAAAAUAUGGUCCGAACUAAGCAAGCCUGCUGGUUGCGAAGACUCAACUCUGUACGAUUUUUUUGACUUACAGUUCAUUGGGUUGGCUCAUAAGCUGCUACAAGAAGACAAAUUUAUUYAAGAUGUUAAGAAAUUAGGUGAUUCAUUUGUAAUGAAAGGGACCGACAGUUAUUAUUUCAAACCUCAAUAUCAUCACAGAUUACCAUUAGAUGGUUGGACUAUGUAUGCUGAAAAUUGCUGGGACCAAAUUGAGCACAACAAAGACUUGGAUCUCCCAACUCAACAAAUUUUGGUUGCAAGAUUUAAAACAGAAGAGAUUGCUAGCGAAGCCCUAGAAGAAUUUAUUUCAAAAUAUGAUGAAUCCAUCGCGCCCUUGAAGGGUAGUCUGGGGCCUUUAACCUCGCAAUUAGUAGCAUUAAAAGAAGAGUGCUUAAGCAAAUACGAUGAACAGGCAUCACGCUAUGCUAAAAAUGUUUAUAUGGAGAAAAGAGAAAGCUUGAAUGGAGAACUAAACACACACAUUUCAGGCACAAUAAAUGAGUUUUUAGAGACACUAAUGGAAAAAUUAUGGGAUAAUUUAAGGUUGGAGAUAUCUUCCAGAGACAAAGCAUCCACUUCCUUUGUCGAUAGUUUGGCUACAGGCAGGACCAAAGUCGAAAGUGACUUUAAUGAAUCAGUCGGAUCCUUCAAAAAGUUGGAGUUAUUAUCAUCAGAUAAAGAAAUCAUCUCCAAAUUUUCUAAUGAAUUCGAAGAAAAAAUCAAGCAGUUGCGUGACGCCGAAUUGAAAGCUAAAAUUAAUGGUAUCAAGAAAAAUCUGGUUCCAGAACUAAAGGAUCAUGUAAUUCAUUUACUUUCCCAUCCAUCCAAAAAUGUUUGGGAUGAUAUAAUGGACGAUUUUGAAUCCACCAUUCAAAGUAACCUUUCCCCAUAUGAGAUCUCCAAGGCUGAAUAUGAUUUUAAGGUCGGACUAUCAGAUGAUGAAAACGCAGCAGUUUACAAAAAUAUUAGGAUUUUGGCAUGGAGGACUUUAGAUACAACAGUGCAUGACUAUUUAAAGAUAGACACAAUUGUUAGUAUAUUAAGAGACAGAUUUGAAGAUGUAUUCAGAUAUGACACCGAGGGGUCUCCAAAAUUAUGGAAAGCAGAAGAAGAAAUUGAUGGAGCAUUCAGAAUCGCAAAAGAACACGCGCUGGAAGUCUUUGAAGUUCUCUCACUUGCUGUAACCUCUGACAACGUUGAGAUCAUGCCUGAUGUACCAAUUGCUGAAGAAGAUAGUAGCGAGGGCAACGAAAUAUAUAGGGAUAACGAGGGUAUAUUUCAUUCUCGUCGCUUUGCACACAUCUUGACAGAAUUGCAAAAGGAGAAUGUUUUAGACCAAUUCCGCAGACAGAUUAACAUUACUGUUUUAGACUCCAAAAGAUCGAUAAUUACUACAAGAACACAUAUUCCACCAUGGAUAUACAUUUUGUUAGUUGUGUUGGGAUGGAAUGAAUUUGUAGCGGUUAUAAGAAACCCCUUAUUCGUGACUCUUACCUUGGUCUUUGGAGCAACCUUUUUCGUGAUUCAUAGGUUUGGCUUAUGGGGGCCUGUUGUCAAUGUUGUCCAAAGCGCUAUUGGCGAAACAAGAAGUACUAUCAAGGAAAAAUUGAGAAAAUUUGUCACUGAAGACCACGAAGUAAAAGAAUCUUUUGAAAUGACGGAUUUUUCUAAAGAUGAACAAAAAAAAGAAUAA